This is a messenger RNA of Ahaetulla prasina, 1497 nucleotides long. Its product is annotated as transcription factor Sp5-like. The transcript has 2 exons. The record is from RefSeq and is a predicted model, not a curated record. Gene Ontology annotation, molecular function: RNA polymerase II cis-regulatory region sequence-specific DNA binding; DNA-binding transcription factor activity, RNA polymerase II-specific. Bases 54 to 1049 code for a protein of 331 amino acids. NCBI's taxonomy places the organism in Eukaryota, Metazoa, Chordata, Lepidosauria, Squamata, Colubridae. Gene Ontology annotation, biological process: regulation of transcription by RNA polymerase II.
GGCUGAGUUUAGGAGUCCUAUCCGGGGAUAGAGCUGGAGGACCCCCGAUCCCAAUGGCAACUUUGGCGGUGCCCAACUCCGCGAACCACUUCGCCUCUUUUCUGCAGGACCGCUCUCCCAGCUCAUCUCCAGAGGACAUCACUGUCAACUAUCCCACCUUGGCCUUCCGAGCAGCACCUCCACUUCCCUGUUCCUCAGCCAGCUCACCAGGGUCUUAUGAAUCCGUGGGGAUGUUUCAACUCUGGAGCAAUGAGGUGCCAUCACGCUCUCACACAACCAUGGCAUUUGGACGACCCAAGAUGCCAUAUCAUGAGCAGAUGAUGGCCAACAAUUGCGGUGUCUCAGCCCAUGAACUGCCACUGACACCGCCAGCUGAGGCCAUCUACUCCUUGGAGUGGUCACCUGUCAAGAUGUUGGCACCCACAGUGCACCCGUCGUAUACUUUCCCAGAAGCCCAGGACUCCUCCAGUUUUCUUCAAGGCCCAUGGCCUUUGGGUCCAGCUAUCCCUCCCGGCCCCUCCUCCACCGAUGAUGCCCCUUGGUGGACUCUGCAGCAGCCAAGCAAUUUCUCUCUGGGACAUCCACUAGUUCUCAGUCCCCAGCCUCCCCUUGCGCCCUUCCUGCAGAGCCCUCCCAAAGGGCUGUUGGGUACGGCUCGCCGCUGUCGUCGCUGUAAAUGCCCCAAUUGCCAGGGAGCCAGCAGGUCCCACGAGGAGCCAGGGAGGAAGAAGCAACAUGUCUGCCAUCUGCCAGGGUGUGGCAAGGUCUAUGGCAAAACCUCUCACUUGAAGGCCCACCUCCGCUGGCAUGCAGGAGAGCGCCCCUUCAUUUGCUCCUGGCUGUACUGUGGGAAGAGCUUCACUCGCUCGGAUGAGCUGCAAAGGCACCUUCGGACGCACACGGGGGAGAAGCGUUUUGGCUGCCAGCUGUGCCCCAAGAGAUUUAUGCGGAGUGACCACCUAGCAAAGCACGUCAAGACCCACCAGGGAAAGCGGGUGCGGAAUGUGGCUGUUGUGACAGCAGCCGCAGUGGGCAUCAAGCGAGAGUGAUGUUAAACAAAGAGGCCUAAAAAGAGCAGAGAUGAGGUCAAGGAAGCAAGGCUACAGCAGGGUUACGGUAUCUGGGCUGCAAAAAUCUGGACAGCCCCCGGAUAGCAGCAAAGAAAUGGGUUGUUUUAUAUACUUUUGCUACCGUCUUACUGAUUUGGAGCCCUUGCUGUGGUGCAACUGAAUUCAUUUUACACCCAACACUAAUUUUGCCGUGUCAUCUUGUUUUUCCCAAGAGCCUGGCAACUAUAGAUCAAUGGGAUCCCAUGAAAUCUCAGUCAGAAAAUCCUGCCAAUGUUGCCUAGCAAGAAUGAAUUAUUACUAGGUCCAUUGAAGUCAAUAGUGAUGCCUGAGCCCCCUCAAUUCCAUUGGUAUAAAAACAGGAGCAGGCAGAUAAUUAUUUUGUGUCAAGAGGCCAUAUAAGUAGUACAUCGUGGCCUCUAUGGGACUA